GUCUUGGUUUCCACGUAAUGCUUUGUUCGUGAGCGCACGUCUCGUUUCAUGCAUACGAGCCGUCGCCAUACGGCACUUGUUCAUACUACUCUUACUUGAUCAACAUCUGCUGUCGACUCGACUCAAUCUCGGCAGUCGACGACCGCGUAUGCUCAUGUGCGACCUCGAGUACAGUAGUAGAACAGCGUCCACGCGCAACGAGCCGUUAUGAGGCCACCAAUAACACGACAUCUCGUCCUCUUCGCCACAACACUGCUGCUGCUUCCAUGCCUUUCGCUAUGCCGUGAGAGUGUCGUCUGGGCACGAUUCGACAACGACUCUCUUGCCGACGCGCUUUCACGGGCGCCGUCAUGUGCCACGAAAUGCCUCGAGGCCGCCCUCGCGGACACGGCCUGCUCCGAUGCCCAAUGUCUCUGCUCCCAUGAGGACAUGGAGGACGCCACCACGAGCUGCGUGCUCGGGGCGUGCAAUCGACCCGACGCCUUCAAGACCAAGAACCUCACCGAGACGGCGUGCGCGCGUCCACGCCGCGACGCGUCCACCCGCUACGACGUCAUGAACAUCACCAUGGGCACCAUCACGACGCUCGUCGUCGUGGCGCGCAUCGUCUUCAAGCGCGCCUUUAGCCACCGCCGCGCCCUCAGCGCCGACGACUGGGUCAUGCUCGCGGGCAUCGUCCUCGGCGUGCCCACCAUCAUCGUCAACACCCUGGGGCUCACCAGGCACGGGCUCGGCAGGGACGCCUGGACGCUGCCGCCCGAGGAGCUCGCCGACUUCGUGCUCUACUUUUACGUCAUGGAGGUGCUGUACCUGACCCUCAUGGCCAUGGUCAAGCUCGCCCUGUCGCUCUUCUACCUCGGCAUCUUCCCUGGCGUGGGCAUCCGCCGCCUGCUCUGGGGCACGGCCGCGUUCAACGUGGCCGUCGGCAUCUCCGCGGUGGCGGCGGCCAUCUUCCAGUGCACGCCCAUCAGCUACUACUGGACGCAGUGGGUGGCAGACACGCCCGGGACAUGCAUCGACAUCAACCUGGUCGGGUGGGUGCACGGGUCCAUCAACGUCGCCGUGGACAUUUGGCUGCUCGCGAUACCCCUGAGUCAGAUACGCCGGCUUGAGCUGCACUGGAAGAAGAAGGUUGGCGUGGCCAUAAUGUUUCUCACCGGCAUAUUCGCCACCAUCGUCUCGAUCCUCCGGUUCCAGUCCCUCAUCCACUUCGCCAACUCGCUCAACCCGACCUGGGACCAGUGGAACGUCGCCUGGUGGUCCACCAUUGAGAUCAACAUCGGCAUCAUAUGCGCGUGCCUGCCGACGCUGCGCCUGAUGCUCGUGCGGCUCUUCCCGCGGGCCCUGAGCAGCUCCGCCGACUACCACGGCGGCAACGUCACCACCACCACCACCAGCAGCGCCACCGCCAACACGGGCCGCGGCGGCACCGUCGUCGCCCCGCGCGGCAUUCUCGUGCACCAGCACGUCCGCGUCUCGACGUCGACCAUCGACAUCGCCUUGACGGACGACCUGGCCAAGCACAUGAGCGGCAAGUCGUGGGAGAUCAGGACGCAGGGGAGCAGUCGCGCGAGGAGCAGCCAAACGCAGAGCGUGACGGCGGAGUGGGCCAGUGAGCCUACUGAGUUUCUCGAUGCACAUACAUACGGCCGUGCUUUGUGAUCCAAAAAUGGUUUGGGCGGUUCGGUGUUGGCGGCGUUUAGGAGGGGGUUGGGCCAAAAGGCUCGUUGAGUUGCACUGCCAGACUCGUGAGUUGUUGAAAGUUACUGCAC
This is a messenger RNA of Purpureocillium takamizusanense, 1772 nucleotides long. RefSeq lists its product as uncharacterized. The record is from RefSeq and is a predicted model, not a curated record. The transcript is spliced from 4 exons. NCBI's taxonomy places the organism in Eukaryota, Fungi, Ascomycota, Sordariomycetes, Hypocreales, Ophiocordycipitaceae. Bases 208 to 1662 code for a protein of 484 amino acids.